Molecule: messenger RNA, 2258 nt
Organism: Ailuropoda melanoleuca (giant panda)
Lineage: Eukaryota; Metazoa; Chordata; Mammalia; Carnivora; Ursidae
Gene: RBPJL
Product: recombination signal binding protein for immunoglobulin kappa J region like
Exons: 12
Coding region: 122-1675 (517 amino acids)
Biological process (GO): regulation of transcription by RNA polymerase II
Cellular component (GO): nucleus
Molecular function (GO): DNA-binding transcription activator activity, RNA polymerase II-specific; RNA polymerase II cis-regulatory region sequence-specific DNA binding
Source: RefSeq, a predicted model, not a curated record
GGAGAUAAGCCCGGGGCAGGAUAUAUCCCGCACAAGGACCAAGAAGCAGGGGCGCGCAGGGUUCGGGGGACAGCUGCAUUGGAUGCGCCCGGAGGGCGGUGAGUGAGGCCCCAGUGCGGCCAUGGACCCUGUGCGGGCAACAGACCCCUCAGCGCCCCCAGGCCCUUUGACUCACCUGAGCCUGCCGGACAGCUCGGAGGCACGGCCGCAGAGCGGAGCCGACGGGCGGAGCCUCUCGGGCAAUUGGACCAGGUCAUCCCCAGAGCGCGCCUCGGUCCUGAGGGAAGGCGUGCGACAAUGCCUGCAGCAACAGUGCGAGCGGACGGUGCGGAUCCUGCAUGCCAAGGUGGCCCAGAAGUCAUACGGAAAUGAGAAGCGGUUCUUCUGCCCCCCGCCCUGUGUCUACCUCGCAGGUCCCGGCUGGAGGGUGAAGCCAGUGCAGGGCCAAGCCCACCAGGCAGGGGAAACCGGGCCCACGGUCUGCGGUUACAUGGGACUGGACGGCGCGUCCGGCAGCACCGCCGAGACACAAAAGUUGAAUUUUGAAGAGCAGCCGGACUCCAGGGAAUUCGGUUGUGCCAAGACCCUGUACAUCUCGGACGCAGACAAGAGGAAGCACUUCCGGCUGGUGCUGCGGCUGGUGCACCGAGGGGGCCGAGAGCUGGGCACCUUCCACAGCCGCCUCAUCAAGGUCAUCUCGAAGCCCUCGCAGAAGAAGCAGUCGCUGAAAAACACCGACCUGUGCAUAUCCUCGGGCUCAAAGGUCUCUCUCUUCAACCGCCUGCGCUCCCAGACGGUGUCCACACGCUACCUCUCUGUGGAGGACGGGGCCUUCGUGGCCAGCGCACGGCAGUGGGCUGCCGUCACGCUCCACCUGGCUGAUGAACACUGUUCCCAGGGGGACUUCCCGCCUCGAGAGGGCUACGUCCGCUAUGGCUCCCUAGUGCAACUUGUCUGCACUGUCACAGGCAUCACGCUACCUCCAAUGAUCAUCCGCAAAGUAGCCAAACAGUGCGCACUCCUCGAUGUGGACGAGCCCAUCUCCCAACUGCACAAGUGUGCAUUCCAGUUUCCUGGAGAUCCUCCUGGAGGGGUUGGCACUUACCUGUGCCUGGCUACAGACAAAGUGGUGCAAUUCCAGGCCUCCCCCUGCCCCAAGGAGGCAAAUAGGGCGCUGCUCAACGACAGCUCUUGCUGGACCAUCAUCGGCACCGAGUCGGUGGAGUUCUCCUUCAACACCAGCCUGGUGUGGACCCGGGAGCCGGUCACUCCAGUGCCCCUCAUCAGCACCCUGGAGCUGAGCGGUGGGGGCGACGUGGCCACUCUGGAACUCCACGGUGAGAACUUCCACGCGGGACUCAAGGUGUGGUUCGGGGACGUGGAGGCCGAAACCAUGUACAGGAGCCCGCGGUCCCUGGUGUGCGUGGUGCCCGACAUAGCCGCCUUCGGCAGCGACUGGCGCUGGCUGCGCACACCCAUCACUGUGCCCGUGAGCCUGGUGCGCGCCGACGGCCUCUUCUACCCCAGCGCCUUCUCCUUCACCUACACCCCGGAGUACAGCACGCGGCCCGGGCCCCCGGGCGCCCCCGAGCCCGCCGCGGACGCCGACGCGCUCCUCGAGAGCAUCCACCACGAGUUCACGCGCACCAACUUCCACCUCUUCAUCCAGACUUAGGUCCGCCGCGCCCACGACUGGCCCGGGCCGGUUUUCUGGGUCCCAGGCCCUGCCCCCUGCCCCUUUGCUGCGAAGUGAAGGCCAAAGCGUGGGUAGGGGGGAGGCUCUCGCCAUAGAAACUGUCACUGACUCGUCUUUAUACAUCCAACAAGACACGACCUGAGUGAUGCUAUGAUGUCUGUGUCCAGACAGGAGUGUGGCUCUCCCUGUGUUUGUCCGACUCUCUUUUUAAAUCAAGCAAUCAAUCUCUCUCUUCUGCAGUAACUUUGCAUGUCUCCCUACUUGUGUGUCCCUAUCCCUCCAACUUGGUCUCUCCCUGUUUCUCUCCAUGCCUCACUAGGAUUUCACGCACUCUUAGACGUCAAGUCUAGGGUGUUGACCCUCCAUGCAGUUUUGUCUCCUCUUGCAGAGAAGACACCUAGUGUCACACACGUAGGCAUGGAGCACGGGCCCCUGAGACAUGCCCUGGACCAUCGCAUCCUACGUGGAGUACUAGAUCGGCUCUGCAAUGCCAACUACCUAGAGCCCAAGGUCCUGCUGACAGUACUGGCUCUUACCUGGGGCAUCAGGGGCCAUCUGGCAC